Pieris rapae (cabbage white) is the source of this 1184-nucleotide messenger RNA. RefSeq names its product acyl-CoA Delta(11) desaturase. Gene Ontology annotation, cellular component: endoplasmic reticulum membrane. The record is from RefSeq and is a predicted model, not a curated record. NCBI's taxonomy places the organism in Eukaryota, Metazoa, Arthropoda, Insecta, Lepidoptera, Pieridae. The transcript is spliced from 5 exons. Gene Ontology annotation, biological process: unsaturated fatty acid biosynthetic process. Bases 101 to 1108 code for a protein of 335 amino acids. Gene Ontology annotation, molecular function: iron ion binding; stearoyl-CoA 9-desaturase activity.
AAAUAUACGAAGUUUUUAAUGUCUUUGGUUAUGGAACGUUGUUAGUUGACUUCUAAAAGGUUGUUUUUUUAUAUCGAACAGAAGGCUUUACUAGAGACUUAUGGCACCUAAUACAAGCAAUGAUGUCAUCGAAGUCGAAUGUAUGGAUGCGGAAGAAUCAAAAUUGGAGAAAUUGGUGGGUCCGCAGGCCAGGCCGUGGAAAUAUGAGAUAAUAUAUGGACGUGUAGCAGUAUUUGGAUAUUUUCACCUUGCGGCUUUGUAUGGACUCUACCUCGCUUUGACUGCUGGUCCAGCAUGGUCUACAAUUAUUUUUCACUGCGUUGUAUUUUUUUUCGCAUCCAUUGGUGUAUACUUCGGACUUCAUCGUCUCUGGUGCCACAAUGCACUUAAGGCGAAACUUCCCUUGCAAAUUUUAAUGGUAUUCCUGGCUUCUUUGACAUUCCAGUUUAGUGCUUUGAAUUGGAUCAGAGACCACCGAUUACAUCACAAGUAUACCGAUACAGAUGCAGAUCCACACAAUGCCGCUAGAGGGCUUUUCUUUUCACACAUAGGAUGGUUGCUCGUCAAGAAGCACCCGGAAGUAAAAAGACGCGGAAAGUUUAUAGACUUAAGGGACGUUAAAGCAAACCCAAUUUUGAGGUUUCAACACAAGUGGACCGUACCCUUCAUUGGUAGUAUAUGUUUUGUAAUACCAACUUUGAUACCUAUGUACUUCUGGAACGAGACACUAAACAUGGCGUGGCAUCUAACUUUUCUUAGAUUCGUUGCAUCUCUCCACCAAGUAUUUUUGGUUAAUAGUUAUGCACAUUUUGUAGGAACUAGGCCAUAUGACAAGCACAUACUACCCGCUGAUAACAGAUCACUCAAUUAUGUCAUAAUGGGGGAAGGAUUCCAUAACUUUCAUCAUGCAUUCCCCUGGGAUUAUAGGUCUGCAGAAUUGGGGAGUUUGUUUUUUAAUCCGAGUACUUGGAUUAUCGAAUUGUUUGCUAAGAUUGGAUGGGCGUACGAUCUAAAAACUGCGUCGGAAUCUGUAAUAGAGGGCAGGGCUCAAAGGACGGGUGAUGGUACCCGGGUUCAAAAUAAGUCUAAUUUAAACGUUAAUUCCUAAUCAUUUAUUAAACUAAUUUUCGGAUAUGACAGUGAUAUACGUCUUUCAUAUUCUUUGAUAUGUCCGUAAUUAUUUU